Messenger RNA from Cannabis sativa, 2561 nucleotides. RefSeq names its product scarecrow-like protein 1. Gene Ontology annotation, biological process: regulation of DNA-templated transcription. Lineage: Eukaryota; Viridiplantae; Streptophyta; Magnoliopsida; Rosales; Cannabaceae. Gene Ontology annotation, cellular component: nucleus. The coding region runs from base 555 to 2300 and encodes 581 amino acids. Gene Ontology annotation, molecular function: sequence-specific DNA binding; DNA-binding transcription factor activity. The transcript has 4 exons. The record is from RefSeq and is a predicted model, not a curated record.
UAUAAAAAGAACACGCCAAAAAAUAAAAGGUGAAACUUAAGCAAAUUGGGCAUAUGGGAGAAGAGAGAAAAUAACGAAGAAAUUUUGAUUUAGCUUAGGAAGUUUCUUUGAAACCAAACAUUGGGUACAAGUUUUUUCUUUUUCUUAUUUAAUUUUGUAUACUUAGUCAGAUUCCAGAAGAGAAAUGGGGUCUUAAGCAUUUAAAUGAAAAGUCUUUGAAUAUUUGAUUUGCUUCAAAUUCUUUAAAGAAAGGAGUUAGCUCGAAAUCCUCAAAAGAAAAAGAAAAAGAAUAAAACCAACAUUGCAAGAGUAACAAGAUUUCUUGGAAUUUAAUAAUUCAAGAAUUUGGGUCCUCUUGGUUUUUGUUUUUGAUUCUUACUGGGUUUUUGAGCUUUUCUUCUGCUUCUGCUUGAACCUUUCUCUAUUCUACCAGCUGCAGGAACUCUUCUCUUAACGACUCAAGCAAAGUUUCAAAUUGAAGGUUUUUUAUGGUAGAAUUGGUCUUCCGAAAACUCUGAAAUAGAAACAAAAAAUAAGAAAGAAACAUAAGAAGAAUGUCUUUAGUUAGGCCUGCAGAGCUAUCUGCUACUUCAUAUAGAAACCCCAAGCUUUACUCAUUGAAGGGAAGUAGUACUGAUAGCUCUGCUUUCUCAACCCAAACCUUUGGUUCCGAAAAGCGUAAAACCUUGUAUGUAACCGAUUCCUACAGCAAUGAGAGCUAUGAGAAGUACUUUCUUGAUUCCCCAAGUGAUGAGAUACAACAGCCCUCUUGUUCUAGUGCUUCUGGGAAUUCUUACAACCCUCAAGAUGCCUCGUGUUACCAGCCUCGAGCUGGAUCAUCGGUUUCUCAUUUGACCACUCAUAAUAAUCCUUGUGAUGCUUCUUUCAUGUCCAUUGGGGAUUUUGAGUCAGAUUACUUGGAAAGUUCAAGUCCUGAACUUGGUGACUUUGACAAAAGCACAAUGAGGUUGAAGCUUCAAGAAUUGGAGAGAGUACUCCUUAAUGAUAAUGAUGAUGAUAAUGAUGGAGAUGAAGACAUGGAAGUUGAUGUUGAUUGGGUUGGUCCUGUUCAGAGUGGAUUGCUUAAUGAUUCGCCCAAGGAGUCUUCGUCGUCUGAUUAUUCUUAUCUGAGCAGUAUCAGCAGCAGCAACAAAGAAAUAUCGCAAGUUUCUCAUCGGUCUCCUAGGCAGUUACUUAUCGAUUGUGCUGCUCUUCUUUCGGAAGGAAACAUAGGAGAAGCUUCGGUCAUGAUCAAUCAGCUUCGGCAGAUGGUGUCAGUUGAAGGAGAGCCAUCUCAGAGGAUUGCUGCUUACAUGGUGGAAGGGCUCGCUGCUCGGGUGGCUUCCUCGGGAAAGUUUCUUUACAAGGCCUUGAAGUGUAAAGAACCGCCCACUUCUGACCGUCUUGCAGCAAUGCAGAUCCUAUUCGAGGUGUGCCCUUGUUUUAAAUUUGGAUUCAUGGCUGCCAAUGGCGCUAUCAUCGAAGCUUUCAAGGAUGAAAAGACAGUUCACAUUGUAGAUUUUGACAUUAACCAAGGGAGUCAAUACAUGACUCUAAUACAAAAAAUUGCUGCUAGUAGGAAAGGUAAAAUUCCCCAAUUGAGAUUAACUGGUGUUGAUGACCCCGAGUCAGUUCAGCGUUCGGUUGGUGGCCUCAAAAUCAUUGGUCAAAUGCUUGAGAAACGAGCAGAAGAUCUCGGUGUUCCAUUUAAGUUUCAAGCAGUGGCGUCAAGGACUUCACUUGUCACGCCUUCAAUGCUGGACUGUCGGCCCGGGGAAGCACUCGUUGUAAACUUUGCGUUUCAGCUACAUCAUAUGCCUGAUGAAAGUGUCUCAACUAUAAACGAGAGAGAUCAGCUCCUUCGGAUGGUUAAGAGCCUGAACCCUAAACUCGUGACGGUAGUAGAACAAGAUGUGAACACUAACACUUCCCCCUUUUUCCCAAGAUUUAUCGAGGCCUACAAAUACUACUCGGCCGUGUUUGAAUCACUAGACGCAACUCUUCCAAGGGAGAGUCCAGACAGGACAAAUGUCGAGAGACAAUGCCUUGCACGAGAUAUAGUCAACAUCAUUGCCUGCGAAGGAGAGGAGAGGAUAGAGCGGUAUGAGGUUGCAGGGAAAUGGCGAGCGAGGAUGACAAUGGCGGGAUUCACUUCAUGUCCAAUGAGCUCAAACGUGGUCGAUUCGAUUAGAGAACUUAUCAGACAGUAUUGUGACAGGUACAAGAUCAAAGAUGAGAUGGGAGCACUUCUUUUCGGAUGGGAAGACAAAAGUUUGAUUGUUGCUUCUUCAUGGAGAUGAUGAUGAUGAUGAUGAUGAUAGAGAAUGACAUUUUGGCUCCAUAAAGUUUCUGUCUUUUCUCUUUUUUUCAUUUUUUUCUUCAGUUGGGUUUUGUAAUUUUAUAUUUUUGUGUGGGAUUUUUAUGUAUGCAUGAUGCUUUCUGUGUCUGUCAUAUGUAUGUAAAUCCAAAACAAAAAUAAGUAACUUCUAAUCACCUAACGUUAAUAGAUUUGGCUCAGUACUUGUAUUACACAGCUUUGAGCUUUGCAUUAUCUUUCUUCA